This is a messenger RNA of Zingiber officinale, 2277 nucleotides long. Its product is annotated as casein kinase I-like. Gene Ontology annotation, biological process: endocytosis; peptidyl-serine phosphorylation; signal transduction. The transcript has 14 exons. Gene Ontology annotation, molecular function: ATP binding; protein serine/threonine kinase activity. Bases 383 to 1783 code for a protein of 466 amino acids. Gene Ontology annotation, cellular component: cytoplasm; nucleus. NCBI's taxonomy places the organism in Eukaryota, Viridiplantae, Streptophyta, Magnoliopsida, Zingiberales, Zingiberaceae. The record is from RefSeq and is a predicted model, not a curated record.
GGAUGCUAUGAGGAAAGAGUUACUUUUUGCCAGACCAAAGCCAGAGCGAUCGCGGGUGACACGGUAAUAGCUUGGGUUGCCCGCUGUCGUUGCCGCGGUUUCGAUCGGGUCAAAGUGUGCGCAAGCACGGAAUCGUAGGAUGUCGGUCCCUUCUUCCCGUUCCCCCAUCCGAAUCCUUAAUUUUUGAGCGUUUUCGUCCAACUUCGUCGCUGAUUUAGCUGAUUGAAGGGCUAAUGCCCUCGCGUCCUUAAUCUGUCGAGGUUCUCAUUGGGCGAACAGGAGAGUUCCUUUUCGCCUUUUCCAUCGUUCUUUUUCCGUUGUGUUUCUAGUUUCCAGAGAGAUUCUGAAUCCGCUGGUGGGUUAUCUCCGUGGUGGUGGUCGGAUGGAACCUCGCGUUGGGAACAAGUUCCGCCUCGGUCGCAAGAUCGGGAGCGGCUCCUUCGGGGAGAUCUAUUUAGGUACUAACAUCCAAACCAAUGAGGAAGUCGCGAUUAAACUCGAGAAUGUCAAGACUAAGCAUCCACAGCUGCUUUAUGAAUCAAAACUAUAUAGAAUCCUUCAGGGAGGAACUGGAGUCCCUAAUGUGAGAUGGUUUGGCAUCGAGGGUGAUUAUAAUGUCCUCGUAAUGGAUUUACUAGGACCAAGUCUUGAAGACCUUUUCAACUUUUGCAGUCGUAAACUCUCUUUGAAGACUGUCCUGAUGCUUGCAGAUCAGAUGAUAAAUCGAGUGGAAUUUGUGCAUUCAAAAUCCUUCCUUCACCGAGAUAUCAAACCAGAUAAUUUUAUUAUGGGUCUUGGUAGACGAGCUAAUCAGGUCUAUAUUAUUGAUUUUGGCCUUGCCAAAAAGUAUAGAGACACUUCCACCCAUCAGCAUAUUCCAUACAGAGAGAACAAAAACUUAACUGGGACUGCUAGAUAUGCAAGUGUGAAUACACAUCUUGGCAUAGAACAAAGCAGGAGGGAUGAUUUGGAAUCUCUCGGAUACGUUCUAAUGUACUUCUUAAGAGGAAGUCUACCGUGGCAAGGUCUAAAAGCAGGAACAAAGAAGCAGAAGUAUGAAAGAAUUAGUGAAAAAAAAGUGGCCACGUCAAUUGAGGCUUUGUGCAAGGGAUAUCCUUCGGAAUUGGCAUCGUACUUCCAUUAUUGUCGCUCAUUAAGAUUUGAUGACAAGCCUGAUUAUGGAUAUCUUAAAAAAUUGUUCCGGGACCUUUUCAUCCAUGAAGGUUUUCAGUUUGAUUAUGUAUUUGAUUGGACCAUUUUGAAGUAUCAGCAAUCUCAGAUAGCCGGUGGUCCUCCAUGUGCUGUUGGUCAAAGUGCAGGACAUAGCUCUGGCUUGGCUCCUGCUUUCUUAAAUGAUAGGCAGACAGCAGCUGAUGAAGUUAGAGCAGGUGGUCGGUUGACUGCAGACUCUUCUCGUCCACGACGAACACCACCAGCAGUAAAUGUAGGCAGUGCAUCAAAGCAGAAGGCCCCUAUGGCGAAUGAUCCAUGUGUCAGUAAAGAUGCUAUGGUUUCCAGUUCCACUCCUAUGGGGUGGCCAAAUGGAUCCUCCAGACGGACUCCUGUUGCUGGUGGUCAAGACGUGGCGGGGACUGAUCCAGAUCAGUCUCGCACUCGUGCUGCAGAUGCCAGCCCUGUGACUUACCACAAGGUUUCAAGUGCUCAACGAAGCUCUCCAAUCAUUUCUACAUCAUCUGGAAGGAAACCAUCUACAACCAAGAAUUACGAGGUCGCACUCAGAGGCAUCAAGGGCCUCAAUAUUGAUAGUGUGGAGAAUAACUAGUUAUCACUGCCAGUCUGUGGCAACUUGUAACGAUCCUCUGAAGAAUCCAUAAACGAAACUGGGAGAACACUUUGGCAUGAAGUUUUUCCUGGUUUAUAAUUUGUGACAUGUCUGCACAGUUACGGAGUGCUGAUUUUAGGCGCCCUCCAAAUGAUGAAAGAAACAGCAAGUGAUGCAGCGGAAGAAUUGUGUGAAUUGGCCGAGGAUAUAUGCUGGAGUCGGGACAAGUGCAGCUUGUUGGUCAUUAUGUUAUUACUCAUCUUUGUUAUCUCUAUUAUUUCUAGAAUUUUACAAUGUUUGAUCAUGUACCUAAAUGCGUCACCUUCUGAGAUUGUGUUUUAGAUUUUAUAAUUGUUUCGCUAUAGGUUUAGAUUGAUAUUCGUAGAUAGAUUUUAGAUAAGCUUCAAAGGAGUGAGGGCCUAUAAGUAUUUGUAUUUGUAACGUUGAUCAUUGUUUGAGAUUCUAAGCUUUACAUAAUUUUUGUUUUCUUUCUA